UUUUUUUUUUAUUUAUUUAUUAAUUUUCUGCAACAUGAAUCAUAAUCUCCCCAUAGAAAUCUGGCACCAUGUGCUACAAUUUUCACAAAAUCGAUAUCAAUGUGCCCUAGUCUGUAAAGCUUGGAAAGAGGUCGCACUCCAACAGUUGUAUAAAGACCUGAGAUUGGACGGCUACAACGUGUAUUGCAUGAAGAAGCUUUUUAAAUUGGAUGCCGAUGAGCAAGCCCACUACUUCAGAUAUUUCUUUUUGACUACAAAACUGACGAUUGACAGAGACCAUGAAAGAAUGACAUUUGAUACAACCGAUUAUUUGAAUUACCAAUAUUCCCUAUUGGAAGAAGACGAUUUUAUACUCUUUUUGGAGAUGUUACCAAAACUGCAAGUAGUAAAUCUUAAUAACAGCUUCUAUGAACAUUAUUACUUCGGGUAUAUACGAGACACAAAUUCACGCAAGUGCUUAAAUGAAGUGCAAACAUUUUGUUCGGCUACUUUUCAUGAUUUUAAAACAAGCUACAGGUAUCGGGCAACAUUGACUACUCUCAAUCAUACCCUCCGUAUUGAAUACUAUUUACCAACCCCUACAAUGAAUAUAUGCCAGUCAUUAAGCCAGUUUAAAAACCUGACAAGUCUAACUUUUGUUAAUGCUUAUGUUAAUAAUCUGACACCAUUAGAAUUACAACUAGCCUGUCCUUGUUUGGUAACCCUAAAAUACAGCUGUAGAAAUAGAAUUUCUGAUCAAACUAUACAAAAUCUCUUAAGAGACAAUGACAUGAGUAAAACAAACAGCCGUUUAAAGAUACUCCAACUACAUAUUCCCAAUUUGCCAGUCAGCUAUUUCCAAUACGUCUCCGGAUACCUCGUUCCUCACCUGGACAGCCUGGAUUUACAAAUCAAUCGAAGUCGAAUGUAUGACUGGAUCAGCGAUGUGGGGAUAGAAAAUGCGUUGACGUUUGCCAAGAAUAUAGGUAGUUUGAAGCAAAGUGGAUUCGGUUUCCAAUGUCCGUACGAAGAUGUAAUUGUGGAAGACAAAAACGCUGAAAUGACAGUUUUCUACAAGUUGCUAAAUGCAUUCAAAGGAUCAAAACAUCGCAUAUGCGAAGCAACCUUCAAGUUUGUUGGGAACCCCUCUUAUUCAAUGCAACGCAGUAAAAACAACUUGAUACAAUUUGAAUACCCAUUAGAUGUGAAAUGUUAUUCUCCUCCUAUUGACUCAAAAGUCGUACAUGCCUAUGACCUAGCAUUAAAUGAAUAUCUACCGGAUAAGGCUGUCUCUAUCAGUGGACCUGAAAUUAUUGAUUGCCUUAAUAUUUACGCAGGUUGUGGUAAUCCAGAGUUAGCCUUUGUUUUUAUACAGUAUGCAUUGAUUUACUGUCCAAAUCUGCUAGCUUGCAGAAUUGUAAUGGAUGCGAUUUCCAAUAAGAACAUCUAUAUUGGUACUCAUGUAAAGGAGCUCCAACUACGCAAAGAUCGUUUUAUAACAUCAAAGUAUGGUAGAGAGGAUAUAAAGGUGUUUAAAUCUUUCCAUCUUAUCCCAUCUCAAGCAACGUUGGAUUUACUUUGUAUCAAUUUACCGAAUAUUCAAGCUUUGAUAUGCGGUGCUAAUUUUAUGUACGGAAGAUGGACACAAAAGGUGGCCGAGAUUGACCUGAAAUUGUUUAAAAACUUGGAGUUGUUUCAGUUCGAUGAUUACAAUAUUUGUGGAAAUGAUACCGAUUACAUAUUUAUUCGAUUGCAGGUAGAUAAUGGAGACAUGGCUUAUUAUAGCCGAAGAAAUGGAAAAACUGUUGUGUAUGAAGCAGCUACUUUGCAGUUAUUUCAAGAAUACCAAGAUGAUGCUACACUGAAUAAUUGCCUCCUGACUGUAAAGUGUAAUAGUGGUGUAAAAUUUAUUGUUUCGUCAGGAAAUCACACAAUGGCCGCAGAAUUUGAUAAUGGUCUCCUUCUUGAUUGUAUUGGAAUUAAUGCUAACUUUUUAUAAGUCAUUGUAUUCUCAAUAAACCAAUUACUCUCACUAAAAAAUGGGGUCUACAAGACAGCAUUUAUUAGCAUGUGUACAAGACAUGGUCAGUUACAAGCAAAUUUGACAUGUAAUGUAUGGUAGAUUAUUCCAUCCCUCAAUAUAAAAGCUUUUUAAAAACCCAGUUUCGUACAAUAGGCAUUUAUACAAAACCGCUGUUUAAUUACGAAGCAUUGUAAUAAAUCAAAAGCUUAUGCAACAUUUGGUUCGAUAAACAGGUAGAUAUAAUAUUUAAAUUCCGUCAUGGAUCUCAGGCCGUCUGAGUAACCCGGUCGUGGAUUUCUCUUUGUGGCCCAACCUAAUUUCUUUAGCCGUUCUUACUGA
Mucor mucedo is the source of this 2341-nucleotide messenger RNA. RefSeq lists its product as uncharacterized. Lineage: Eukaryota; Fungi; Mucoromycota; Mucoromycetes; Mucorales; Mucoraceae. The record is from RefSeq and is a predicted model, not a curated record. The transcript has 2 exons. The coding region runs from base 35 to 1978 and encodes 647 amino acids. Gene Ontology annotation, molecular function: protein binding.